Messenger RNA from Stylophora pistillata, 2449 nucleotides. RefSeq names its product endoprotease bli. Gene Ontology annotation, molecular function: serine-type endopeptidase activity. NCBI's taxonomy places the organism in Eukaryota, Metazoa, Cnidaria, Anthozoa, Scleractinia, Pocilloporidae. Gene Ontology annotation, biological process: protein processing. Gene Ontology annotation, cellular component: trans-Golgi network; Golgi membrane. The record is from RefSeq and is a predicted model, not a curated record.
AUGAGAUUUAGAGCGAAGAAUGGUGCGAAUAGUACAACCGUGUCUCUAAAUGUCGCUAAAGCAUGGAGCGCAGGUUAUACCGGGAAAGGAGUUCUUGUAGCUGUUGUGGAUGAUGGCGUAAACAAGGAUCAUCCUGAUUUGGUUUCGAACUUGAAUUUUAAGGCGAGUUAUGACUUUUUGAGUAACCGAAGGGAAAACGCAAAUCAUAACUCAGACAGUCAUGGAACACAGUGUGCUGGGAUAAUUGCCGGAGGAAAUAAUACGAAGUGUGGCGUGGGAAUCGCUUUUGAAUCACAGAUUUCAAGCAUUCGAUUAUACGACGAGACCAUCAACAGAUAUUCAACUGAUGAAUUAGAAGCCAAGGCCUUAAGCUUCAAGAGAGACAUGAUUGAUAUCUACUCCAACAGCUGGGGGCCCGGCGACAGGCCAUUCGAAGUGGAAGGGCCUGGUUCUCAACUUAGAGACGUGCUCUACAAUGGGACUCGACUGGGGCGCAAAGGCAAGGGCUCCAUCUUCGUCUUUGCAGCGGGAAAUGGUGGAGUACUUUCAGACAGUUGUGCGUAUAAUGGUUAUGUAAACAGUGUCUAUACUAUCGCUAUCUCUGGAGUGAAUCAUGAUGGGACCAUACCAGCAUAUGCUGAGCCGUGUGCAUCCAUCAUGGCUGUGACAUAUGGACAAGACAUGUUUAGAUAUGGAAAAUAUAUACCUCCUGUGGUCACAGUGAAAGGAUCAGCUGGUUGCACAGAGAAAUUCCCCGGCAGUUCUGGCGCUACCGCAAUGGCUUCUGGUAUAAUUGCCUUGGCACUCCAGGCAAACUCAAACCUGACCUGGCGGGACGUUCAACAUAUAGUUGUUAGAAGUUCCCAGCCCAUCAGACCUGCCAAGAAAGUUCGGAGUGCUUCUCGCUCAAGGCCUAUCUGGACAGAAAAUGCUGCUGGUCUAAAAAUGAGCAAGCACUUUGGAUUUGGGUUGAUGGAUGCUUUCAGUAUGGUGAAAUAUGCGAAGAAUUGGCGUCCUGUACCUCAACAGCUUUCCUGUGAACUCAAGCUAGACGUCUCAAAUUCCUCUAGAGUGGUGAUUCGUUCCCAUGAAAACUCACGCUUCACCUUAACUCUGAGGCACACAGACUGCGGUAUCAGAUAUUUAGAGCAUGUACAAGCAGAAAUCAAUCUGCAGUUUCCUCGUCGAGGUGAACUGGAAAUGGUUUUAACGUCACCUGGUCGAACUGAGUCAAAACUUCUUUACCCACGGGUAAUGGACACUUAUGCUGGUUUCCAAAAUUAUACAAACUUGCAAGUAACUAGCCUGGCUUACUGGGGGGAGGAGCCUACUGGUGACUGGAAGAUAACGAUAGGAAAAGCAAGAAAAAGAUGGAGAACGAAUAACAAUAGAAAAGGUAGAAUUUUUGGCUUGAAGCUUAUUCUCUAUGGAACCAAGAAAGAUCCUCUCGCUGAAAACUAUCAUGUCCACAGAAAUAUUAAGAAAGUAAAGGUUGUCAACAUUGACCGUCGAAAAAGAGAAAUCCCCAUUCACGGUGGUUAUUCAUGGUGGAGCUACUGGGGAGAGUGUAGUGAGAAAUGUGGAAAAGGAACUCAAAAACGCUAUCGCAAGUGCACAAAUCCCCCACCAGAAAAUAAUGGAAGAGACUGCAAAGGGCCAAGUGAAGAUUUAAGAAGUUGUCGAGGUUACAGGUGCCCAGUUGAUGGAGGUUACUCGCAAUGGACCAAAUGGUCUAACUGCAAUGUGGAAUGUGAAAAUGGAACUCAGGAGCGUCGUCGGUCCUGUAACAGUCCGCGACCUAGGUUUGAUGGGAAGCCAUGCGUAGGGUCUAAUAAAGACGAAAGGUCAUGUAGCAGCCAUGCUGAGUGCCAAAAACGCGUUGAUGAAGGUUUCUCCCAGCGGAACGAAAGUCACCAAAAUCACGUUUGUGGGAACAUUGCAUCACCAACAAGUUGCCAACGGCACUUUGAUGAUGGAAUGUGUUCCAAUCCAUCAGUUCGUAGAAUGUGUCGAAAGACUUGUGGUCUAUGUCCAGCUGUAUCCACUCAUGGUGGAACUCAGCAACGUUUGCGUUCAUGUAAGAGAGGGGGAAACUGUCCUAGACGGGGACCAUAUACACAAUCAAGGAAAUGCAACACACAAAGUUGCCCAGUGUGUGCCAAUAUUGCAACUGAAAAAUUAUGCCAAAAGUACUUUGAUGAUGGAUUGUGUUCGAAUCCAUCAAUGCGUGGGAUGUGUCAAGCGAAGUGUGGAUUAUGUCCAGUUUGCAAGAAUGCAUUGACUGAUUCACAGUGCCAAAAGUACUUCAACGACGGAUCAUGUUCUGAAUCUUGGGUUAAGAAAGCGUGUCGGAAGACUUGUCUCUCGUGCUAAGCUAAAUAUUUCUGGAUUGCUCAAAAGGCCAACUCCAAUGUAGCUUUGUUGGUUUAUUAGCUCGACGUUUCGACCG